CUAUUAACAACUACUGUCAAAACGAAAACAUGUUCAAUUAUAGCAUAAAAAUUUUAUUCUUUUUUAUUGGCGUCAUCUCAUCUAUUUACUCUAGAGAGAUUUCAACAAAAAAUAAUGGUGCAUCUACUCGGAUCAUUGGAGGUCAAAACGCCACCGUCAACCAAUUUCCAUUUGCAGCAGCAAUCCAAGUACGCACAGAAACUAGCGCUUUCUUCUGCGGUGGUAGCCUGUAUAGAAAUCAGUGGAUAAUUACUGCAGGCCAGUGUGUCUAUAACGCCAUUUUGUUCACGAUUCAAUUGGGAUCAAUACACAUAGAUGCAGAUGAUUCAAACAAAAUGACUUUAGCUACAUCUGAGUACUUUUUGCAUCCCGAUUAUAAUCCAUAUACUUUGGAAAAUGACAUCGCUCUAAUUAAAUUACGAAGUGCAAUAACAUUCACUGAUUACGUUCGGUCGAUUGACAUGUUGGCAGUGGCUGAUUUACAACUUGAUGCUGAUAUUAGUGCUAUUGGAUGGGGACAAACUAGUGACGAAAGUGGAAACUUGGCACCAGCCCUUCAGUAUGUAAAGGUUGUUCCACUAACCAAUGAAGAAUGUAGGUUAACUUACGGGAGUCAGAUUAAAGACAACAUGCUUUGUGUGGAAGGAAACUAUAAUGAAGGUACCUGCAAUGGGGACACGGGAAGCCCACUGGUAGAAAUGUAUAGUCGCAGAUUUACGGUUCAUAGUGGAGUUGCAAGUUUUAUAAGUGGCCAUGGAUGCGAAAGUACAGAUCCCUCGGGAUAUACGAGAACAUUUUCACAUAAAGACUGGAUUCGAAAUGUAACUGGAACGUAAUGCGUCAUCAAUAAAGUAAUGUUAAGAAAUGUAUAACAAAUGAAAAAACACAAGAUAUUUUUUGUAAUAUGUAAUUAAAAACAAUAUAUAUGUUUUGUCAAGUCUAUAGUAUGAAAAUAAAUAUUUUGUUUGUUUAUGA
Zophobas morio is the source of this 975-nucleotide messenger RNA. Its product is annotated as brachyurin-like. Gene Ontology annotation, molecular function: serine-type endopeptidase activity. The coding region runs from base 30 to 836 and encodes 268 amino acids. The record is from RefSeq and is a predicted model, not a curated record. Gene Ontology annotation, biological process: proteolysis. The transcript has 7 exons. NCBI's taxonomy places the organism in Eukaryota, Metazoa, Arthropoda, Insecta, Coleoptera, Tenebrionidae.